Molecule: messenger RNA, 3818 nt
Organism: Hibiscus syriacus
Lineage: Eukaryota; Viridiplantae; Streptophyta; Magnoliopsida; Malvales; Malvaceae
Product: ubiquitin-activating enzyme E1 1-like
Exons: 6
Coding region: 32-3505 (1157 amino acids)
Biological process (GO): protein ubiquitination; ubiquitin-dependent protein catabolic process; DNA damage response
Cellular component (GO): cytoplasm; nucleus
Molecular function (GO): ubiquitin activating enzyme activity
Source: RefSeq, a predicted model, not a curated record
UGCUUCUCAUUUUUUCUUUAGAAUCGGUUCGAUGCUCAAGUUAGGUUUUAUAGUUUUAGUUCCGAUACUUGUUGGAUAUUUCUACCGAAACUUUGUUCCUCUCCUCCCCAAUACCUGCUUAUUAAUUUUAUAUUCCACUGUGGUGGCAGUCGCCGUAAUUUCUAUGGCUUUUUGUGGCAUUUUCGGUAGUUUACCUCUACAUAUGCUUCCUAGAAAGAGAGCUUCUACCGAUGAAGUAGUUGCUAUAGAAGCUGACCACGAAACCUCCAGCAACACCAACCACAACGGUGCAACCGCAUCAUCAUCCUUCAAGAAGCACCGCCUUGAUAGCUGCACCAUCGCCGGCGGCGGUAACGAAUCAACGGCUGAUAACGGUGGUAAUAGUGUAAUAAUAAGAGGUAACGGAGAUCGGAGUAAUAGUAGGGUUGUUGAAUCUUCACCGUCGAUCAUGGCUCUUGGCGAUGCGAAUCAUAAUGAAAUCGAUGAGGAUCUCCAUAGUCGGCAGCUUGCCGUCUAUGGCCGUGAGACUAUGAGGCGUCUUUUCGCUUCGAAUAUUCUUAUUUCCGGGAUGCAGGGUCUUGGUGCUGAGAUUGCAAAAAAUCUCAUUCUCGCCGGUGUCAAGUCUGUGACGUUGCAUGAUGAAGGGGAUGUGGAGUUGUGGGAUUUGUCCGGUAACUUUGUGUUCUCUGAGAGUGAUGUUGGUAAAAACAGGGCUCUUGCCUCUGUCCAAAAAUUACAAGAGCUUAACAAUGCGGUGAUCCUUUCCACCUUAACAACAAAAUUAACAAAGGAACAACUUUCUGACUUUCAGGCUGUUGUAUUUACUGAUAUCAGUCUCGAGAAAGCCAUUGAAUUCAAUGAUUACUGUCAUACUCAUCAGCCUCCCAUCUCUUUCAUCAAGGCUGAAGUUAGAGGUCUUUUUGGUGCUAUAUUUUGUGAUUUUGGACCUGAGUUCACUGUAGUUGAUGUUGAUGGAGAGGAUCCUCACACGGGUAUAAUUGCAUCUAUUAGCAAUGACAAUCCAGCACUUGUAUCAUGUGUUGAUGAUGAAAGGCUUGAGUUUCAAGAUGGGGAUCUUGUUGUCUUCUCUGAAGUUCAUGGGAUGACGGAACUAAAUGAUGGAAAACCAAGGAAGAUUAAGAGUGCAAAGCCAUAUUCAUUUGUUCUUGAGGAGGACACCACUAAUUUCGGUACAUAUGUAAAAGGUGGUAUUGCUACACAAGUGAAACAACCGAAGGUAUUAAAUUUUAAACCAUUAAGGGAUGCUCUCCAGGACCCUGGUGACUUUCUGCUGAGUGAUUUCUCAAAGUUUGACCGUCCUCCUCUGUUGCACUUGGCAUUCCAAUCAUUGGAUAAGUUUGUCUCUGACUUGGGACGCUUUCCUGUUGCUUGUUCAGAAGAAGAUGCUAAUAAGCUUAUUUCUAUUGCUGGUAACAUUAAUGAGAAUUUGGGAGAUGGAAGGGUGGAAGAUAUCAACCCAAAACUUUUGCGACACUUUGCCUUCGGUUCCAGGGCUGUGCUAAAUCCAAUGGCUGCCAUGUUUGGUGGAAUUGUAGGACAAGAGGUUGUCAAAGCAUGCUCUGGAAAGUUCCAUCCCCUCUUUCAGUUCUUUUAUUUUGAUUCUGUGGAGUCACUGCCAACCGAUCCUGCAGACCCUAGUGAUUCCAGACCAUUGAAUAGCCGUUAUGAUGCACAAAUUUCAGUGUUUGGAUCCAAGUUUCAAAAAAAACUGGAGGAUGCUAAAGUAUUUAUAGUGGGAUCUGGUGCACUAGGUUGUGAGUUCCUAAAAAAUAUUGCUCUGAUGGGAGUUUCUUGUGGUCACCAAGGAAAACUGAUAAUCACUGAUGAUGACGUUAUUGAGAAGAGCAACCUCAGCAGGCAGUUUCUUUUCCGGGAUUGGAACAUUGGGCAGGCCAAAUCCACAGUUGCUGCUUCUGCUGCAGCAUCAAUAAAUCCUUCUUUACGGAUUGAAGCUUUGCAAAAUCGCGUGGGUCCCGAGACUGAAAACAUAUUUGAUGAUACCUUCUGGGAGAAUUUAACAGUGGUUAUUAAUGCAUUGGAUAACGUAAAUGCCCGGCUUUAUGUUGAUCAGAGGUGUUUAUAUUUCCAGAAGCCACUUCUCGAGUCUGGAACUCUAGGUGCUAAAUGCAACACGCAGAUGGUUAUCCCUCAUCUAACUGAAAACUAUGGUGCUUCAAGAGACCCACCUGAGAAACAAGCCCCGAUGUGCACUGUGCACUCAUUUCCUCACAAUAUUGACCAUUGUUUGACAUGGGCUCGGUCUGAGUUUGAAGGUCUACUUGAGAAAACUCCUGCUGAAGUGAAUGCUUAUCUGUCCAAUCCGGUGGAAUAUAAAGAUGCACAAAGGAAUGCUGGCGAUGCUCAGGCAAGAGAUAAUUUGGAGCGAAUUCUUGAAUGCCUUGAAAAAGAAAAGUGCACGACAUUCCAGGAUUGCGUCACCUGGGCUCGUCUAAGAUUCGAAGACUAUUUUGUGAACCGUGUGAAGCAACUGAUUUAUACAUUUCCCGAAGGUGCUGCAACCAGUACUGGGGCUCCCUUCUGGUCUGCUCCAAAACGAUUCCCUCAGCCACUUCAUUUCUCAGCAGCUGAUCCAAGCCACCUGCAGUUUGUUAUGGCUGCUUCUAUCCUUCGAGCUGAAACAUUUGGCAUUCAAAUUCCUGAUUGGGUUAAGCAUCCAAAGAUGUUGGCAGAUGCCAUUGACAGAGUGCCAGUUCCAGAUUUCCAACCGAAGAAAGAUGCAAAAAUCGUAACAGAUGAGAAGUCUACUACUCUCUCUACUGUAUCCAUCGAUGAUGCAGCAGUUAUCGACGAACUCAUCUUCAAAUUAGAACUUUGCACAAAAAAUUUGCCUCAAGGGUUCAAGAUGAAACCUAUACAGUUUGAAAAGGAUGAUGACACAAACUACCACAUGGAUCUAAUAGCUGGGCUUGCAAAUAUGAGGGCCAGGAACUACAGCAUUCCCGAGGUCGAUAAGCUCAAAGCCAAGUUUAUUGCUGGAAGAAUCAUCCCUGCAAUUGCUACUUCCACAGCAAUGGCCACAGGUCUUGUCUGUCUGGAGCUUUACAAGGCUCUUGAUGGAGGCCACAAACUGGAGGACUAUCGCAACACUUUUGCAAACCUUGCACUGCCUCUGUUCUCUAUGGCCGAGCCAGUUCCACCCAAAGUCAUCAAACACGGUGAUAUGAAGUGGACUGUUUGGGACCAGUGGAUCCUGAAAGACAACCCAACUUUGAGAGAACUCAUCCAAUGGCUUAAGCACAAGGGACUGAAUGCCUACAGCAUAUCGUAUGGAAGUUGCUUGUUGUAUAAUAGUAUGUUCCCUCGGCACAGGGAGCGAAUGGACAAGAAGGUUGUGGAUCUAGCCCGGGAAGUGGCCAAGGCUGAACUGCCUCCAAAUAGAAAGCAUCUGGAUGUCGUCGUGGCUUGUGAGGACGACGACGAUAAUGAUAUUGACAUUCCUCAGGUUUCUAUCUACUUCAGCUAAGGUUAUUCUUUCACCCUGCUGCUUCGGGUUGUGUGGUCUACAAUGUUGUUAUGAGUGAGCACCCAAGAUGGAUAUUUUUCACAAUAAAUUCUUCAUCGCAACUUGAGUUAAUAUGAUGACCUUCCCUAUUUACUUGGUUUUCUUCUUGUGUGGCGAUCUCGUCAGUCAUCUACUGGGAAGAUGCCCGUAGAUUGCUUCUAUUUGCAUCUAGAAGUAUAUUUAUUUUUAGGCUUAAUAUAUAUUUUCUCCUCGUAUUUUACCUAAAUUUGCAAUUUGACCUUUAUAUUAAUUAUUUUCCCAGAUUGGCAUUGCA